CAUCAACAUCAACACAGAAAUACAACUCUAUCUAGAUCCUUACAACGUCUACACUUAACGGUCUACACCUUUUCACCAGGGUUGUUCGUCCAUAUUAUUUAUUUGGCGCAAGCAUGACACCUCUUUCCUCAAAGCACAGCUCUACCGCCAGCGAGAAGAGCAGCACCGCUUCCACCGGCAGAAACACGUCUAGCUCAAUCGCCCGCAGCAAUGCUGCCAAAGACCUGAAGUUGUGGGAUAUCAUGCGCAUGUACUCCGAAGCGCCUCCCACUGCUGGAAUCAUUUGGGCCCUCCCCAAGACCUCGAUCUAUCCAGUUGUCGACGUCCUGGAACUCUCCUUACGCGAACGUAAACGUCUCUGUGCGGGCCCUCGAGUCGAAGUCUUCGAGGGCAACAGCCAUGUGGCCACAGUUCCACUGCAUCUUAUGCUCUCUGUCUCGAGUAAAACCCGCGACAUGUAUCACCAGAAACCUGAUCUCGCCGAAAUCCACCUACCGCAAGGCAUCGAAGCGGCUCCAAUCAAACACAUUGUCAGUUGGCUUGAUAGCACUGGCAGGCUCGCGAAGUGUCCGAACCUGCCUGAAGGGCAAACCCCAAAGCAAGACCUGAUGAUCUGCCGCGCAGCUAUGGCUUUGGGAUUGGAACGUCACUACUACGAAAACAUCUUCGGUCUAUACUGGACUCGGUUUGCGACUCUCCGCGGUUGUCAACUGAACAGGGAAAUCUACCAGAAUAUAGCGGAUGUGGAGGCGUUGGCACUGGAUGAGAAUGACGUCUUCUUCGCCUGUGUAGUGAAGCGAUUGGCGGAGUUGAGGCGGGCAGGCGACAUGGGUGAUAAGGCUGUGUGGGUGAAACUUUUUUGCGCGCCAUUGGAAGUUGGCCGUUGCAAUGCAGAAGAUGGAUGGAGGUGUGGGCAGGCGCAGGAGCACGUACUACGUGGAACAAACGAAUAG
Westerdykella ornata is the source of this 953-nucleotide messenger RNA. RefSeq lists its product as uncharacterized. Lineage: Eukaryota; Fungi; Ascomycota; Dothideomycetes; Pleosporales; Sporormiaceae. The record is from RefSeq and is a predicted model, not a curated record. The transcript has 3 exons. Bases 114 to 953 code for a protein of 279 amino acids.